Molecule: messenger RNA, 1149 nt
Organism: Paramecium sonneborni
Lineage: Eukaryota; Ciliophora; Oligohymenophorea; Peniculida; Parameciidae
Source: the annotation of a GenBank genome assembly
CAGAAAAGAAUGUACUCUGAAUUUGGUGGUGGAUAGUAGAAAUAAAACUAUCCAAUGAACAAAAUAACAUAAUCUUACAAUCCUGUUGUUCAAGAUGCUCCAAGAUAGAGAUUACCUAAUGAGAAUCCAAAAGAUUAUAUGUUAUCAGCAUAUACUUCGCUGAUUCACGUAAUAGACAUAACCUCAACAUCAGCAAUAUAUAGAGUAGAUCCAUUUGCAAAAUACUUAUGCUGUUGGACAAAUAUAAUAAGUUAAGCAGAAAUAGGUGCAAUUUAAGAGAGAACAAAAUGGAGACAUCCAAAUUUAAUUUGCUUUUUAUUCUUUUAAGAUGUAAGUGACAAAUAUGCUCAAUCAAAAGAAUUUAAAAUCUAUUAUGAAUAUUUACCAUUAGAUGUGAAAUAAUUAAUAGAAAAAAGAUAAUAAAGUAAUGAGUAUGUUCCAGAGGAUGAAAUUUGGAAAAUGAUCUCUGGUCUAUCAGAUGCAUUAUUAUUCUUAUAAAAGAAAGGAAUAUCCCAUUCUGCUUUGAAUCUUGAGUCAAUAUAUUUUGAUGAGGAAUACUUAUUGUAUAGAGUACAAGAUGUUAGUCCAUUUAGAGCAAAAGCACCACAUUUAUUUUAUAAUCAAUUUUAACCAUCUGAAAAUGGAAGCAAUUAAAAGUGUAAUAGAUUUAAGAAUGAUGUUUUUGGUCUUGGGUAAUAUAUAUAAUUUAAUUAACUUAGUAUGAUUAUUUUGUCAUUGGCAUUAUUAAAAGAUUGUCAAGAAUUAUAUAAUUAAGGAGUUUUAUAAGUUGAUCAAUUGGAGGAACACAUGUAAAAGAUGGGGAAAUUAUAUCCUGGAAGAGUUGAGAAUGUUUUAAGAUAAAUGAUUGAAUUAGAUAAUGAAAAAAGGCCUGAUUGGGUAGAAUUUUAAUAGGUUCUAUAAUAAAAUAAAGAGAAAUAAGUAGGAUUAUCAGAAUAAUAGUCGAAUAUUGUAUAAUAAGUAAACCAUCAGAAAUGUACAAAAAGUGUAGAUGCCAAUAAUAACAACCAAGAAAAUAUAGAAAUAAAGAUUAACAGUUAGAAGGGAGAUGGUUUAGAUUAAAAACUAAUUAAUUUAAACAAAAGAAUUUAAGAAACUUUAUCAAAAAGCCUUAGUAAAAAUUUAAGAUGA